GAGUUUUGUCACAAAUGAGCAAUGCACCCAUCAUCCUUAACUUGGAUUGUGACAUGUACUCGAACGAUCCGGAUGCGAUACAAGAAGCGUUGUGCUUCUUCAUGGACGAAAAUCAAGUACAGAGAUAGCCUACGUUUCGGUAUCCUCAACGUUAUAAUAACGCAACCAAGAAUGAUAUUUACGGAAAUGUGGCUCGAGUUACUCAUGAGAUUGAACUUGCUGGAAUAGGAGGUUAUGGAGCUGCUCUGUAUUGUGGCACUGGAUGUUUUCACAGAAGGGAAAGUCUUUGUGGCGUAAAAAAUUCUACGAGGAUCAAACUGUCGAAUGGAAUAACAAGGAAGAAAAAUCCACCUAUAAAGCCCCCGUGGAAGAAAUACGAGAAGCAUCAAAAGUUGUUGCAAUCGUAGCUAUGAAGAGGGAACUCAAUGGGGAAAACAAUGGGGUUGUUGUAUGGGUGUCCUGUGGAAGAUAUAAUCACAGGAUUAACAAUCCAAUGCAGAGGAUGGAAAUCAGUAUACUGUAAUCCAAGUAAACAUGCAUUUUUGGGUGUAGCUCCAACAAUCAUAGAUGUUGCUCUUGUUCAACAUAAAAGAUGGUCAGAAGGCUUGUUCCAGAUUUUCGUAUCCAAAUAUUGCCCCUUCAUAUAUGGCCACGGCAAAAUCAAAUUGGGUGCCCAAAUGGGAUACUGCAUUUACCUUCUCUGGGCCCCUAUAUCUGUUGCCACACUGAUUUAUCUGUUGGUCCCUUCUCUUUGUCUGCUUCAUGGCAUCUCCCUAUUUCCAGAGGUCUGACGUUUUUCAUGGGUAAUCACUAUAUACCACGUUGAAUCGUGUGACAAUCUUAUCUAAAAGUGUAAAUUAUUAUGUAGAACAUAUUUUACUUAAUUAUGUCUUCACCACUUCUUAUGUCGC
Molecule: messenger RNA, 911 nt
Organism: Lycium ferocissimum
Lineage: Eukaryota; Viridiplantae; Streptophyta; Magnoliopsida; Solanales; Solanaceae
Product: cellulose synthase-like protein E1
Exons: 4
Coding region: 426-791 (121 amino acids)
Biological process (GO): plant-type primary cell wall biogenesis; cellulose biosynthetic process
Cellular component (GO): plasma membrane; trans-Golgi network
Molecular function (GO): mannan synthase activity; cellulose synthase (UDP-forming) activity
Source: RefSeq, a predicted model, not a curated record